Molecule: messenger RNA, 3476 nt
Organism: Magallana angulata
Lineage: Eukaryota; Metazoa; Mollusca; Bivalvia; Ostreida; Ostreidae
Exons: 10
Coding region: 32-1756 (574 amino acids)
Source: RefSeq, a predicted model, not a curated record
GUUGAUGGUGAUGUAGAUUGAAAAAUCAAAGAUGUCCCGAGAAGUCAUUUUAACUGACGAUGAAAUUUUCAAAAGUAUAGAUGGUGACAUGAUUGAAAAAUCAUUAAAAGGUACUCAUGUCAAAGUACAUGUUGAUAACCUUAUUUCUCCGAGCAGUGACCAUUGCAUUAGAUUAUUAAAUGAAAAUCACGUGAAGGAACUUGCAGAUUCAUUCAUUCAAAACUUCCAGCCUUACACUACAUUAGUUGGACUUCUACGUGUAUGUGAAAAUGUCCCUAUUGCUGACCUUUGUUUACCAGGAAAAAAAUGUGUAGAGGUUCUGGGUGGAAACCACACCAGAGCAGCAUUACAAAGAAUUUUGAAUUCUGAUGAAUGUGUGCAAAAGGAAAAAUACGAAUUUGUUUAUAUGGACAUCUAUCAGAACUUGACCAAAGAUCAAGCUUUGUUUCUAGCAUUUAAGCACAAUGAAAUUCAUGAACACUCCCAGGAGUUAAGUUUUGCAGAAAAAGUCAGCUUUUUUCGAAAACUUCUCCUAACUUGUCGGAGGAAUUACGCUGGACAGACCCCCAAAACUAUUUCAACUAAAUGGAGGUCAGAAAUUGCAGCAAUCAUGAAUAAAUCGAAAACUGAUCUGAAAAAUUCUUACAAGGUUCACCUUAAUUUAGCAGCCAGUGAAGAUGACAUUUGGGAACUUAUUAAAGACGUCUUCACAGCUUUCGAGCACGGUUGUAUUAAAGGACAAAAAAGAUCAGAACAGUGCUCUCAGUACUGUUUCUGGCAUUUUUCGAAGGUUAAAAGAAAAGACCUUAAAAUAUUGUUGCUUACAAGAUUUAAGAAUGGAGACCUCAUUCCAGAAGAAUUCCGCAGCGCUUGUCAGAGAUGUGAAAGAGAAAGUGCAACAGAAGUGCCUGAAGAGAAAUCACCUACUAAACGCAUGAAAACGACUUCGCAGAAAAGGAAAGCCAAUGACGAAGCAGAAACAGAAAGUAUUACAAAAUGCAAACGGUCAAAAAAGAAAAUGGCUGAAAAAGAAACCCAGAUUGACUCGGACAAUAAAGAAAUUAAAGAACUAAAACAGAAAAUUGUGACCAUGUCGGAAAAGCUAAGAUGUACAGAACAGUCUUUGAUUGAACAAAAACAUUUGGUGAAAGAAAAAGAUGGCAAGAUUGUUGUAUUAAAGAAGCAACUAAUUUCUGUGGUGACAAAAGCUGAAGAGCAGAAAGUUAUGGUGGCAAAUUUGAACAAGAGGAUUAUUGAUUUGGAAAAAGAACUUGAAGUGGAAAUUCAGAAUAGAAUGCAUGCUGAGGAGGCUGCAGUACGGGCCAGGCAAAAUACUCAGAUCACACCCACCAGUCAGCAGAAAAGUUUAGAGAAAAGGAAGAGCGUUCCAGAUGAUUUACCAAGGGUUCGUUCAGCUGGUGAGAAAAAGAAAAACAAAGAAAUAGAGGAGGAACAAGAAAAAGAAAUCCUAUUGGUUGAAUACACCAACGGCAAAAUAUUUUAUGCUGCAAGAAAAGGAGCUAUUCUCACAUAUUGCCACAAGCCAGUAGGAUUAAUUAGAGAUGCCCAAUUUGUGCAUUCCCCUCAAAAACAUUCCUUUAAACUUAAUGACAAGGAUCAGCAAACUUUCCAACAGGAAUUUAUAAUUUUAUCAAUGAAGGGAAUAGUUGAUGAGAACAUUAUCAAAAUAGAUAAACUGUCCACAACUGUAGAUGAGCAGUUGGUAGCAAUUACCAAAUACAUUGAGGAAAAAUAAUGUACUGUAAUCUACUCUGCCAACAACAUAUAUGUAUAUUUGUAUUACAUGUAUCUAGUGAGAAUAUUUUUGUAGAUAAUUGUGUUAUGAUGGAGGAAUAUUCCUCCUUGUAUUCAUUAGCACUGAUAACAGAUAAAAGGUAUAAAUGUUCCCUUAUGUUCAUAUAUGCUCAUUCUGUAAGAAUCUUCAUAUAUUCAAUUGACUAAUGAUGAAAAAAAAUUCUACUAUGCACUCGUUAAAAACACAUAGGGGUGAAGAAAUAUUCACUUAGUAAAUUUACAUACUGAGAAUAUUUGUUAUAGUACAAUCCACACUUUCCAAAAGUUGUUCCCCUUUGCGGGUUCAACCAAAAAGUCAAAGGAAAAAAACAUUUUUUUUUCUUCUUUAUGCAACAAAGUAUUUGGGCGUCCUGUUAAGAAAUUCUUGAAAUUUAAUUUAUUUCUUUGGUAUGUGGGUUGCCCCAACUUAGGGCAAUCAAUAUUUGUGAUGGGGGACUAUUCCUCUAUCAUUUACAGCUACACAUCAAAAGGGAAGAAUGUUCCCCUAUGUUGUUACUAAUACAUAUUAGUUUAUUUAGUUAGAACAGUUUGUGAUGGGGGAAUAUUCCUCUAUCAUUCACAGCUACACAUCAUGAUGAAGUAAUGUUCUCCUAUGUUGUUACCAAUACAUAUAAGUUUUUUUUUUUUUUUUUAGAUAUUUGUGAUGGGGGAAUAUUCCUCUAUCAUUUACAGCUACACAUCAAGAUGAAGGAAUGUUCUCCUAUGUUGUUACCAAUACAUAUAAGUUUAUUUUAUUCAUUAAGAAUAUUUGUGAUGGGGGAAUAUUCCUCUAUCAUUUACAGCUACACAUCAAGAUGAAGGAAUGUUCUCCUAUGUUGUUACUAAUACAUAUAAGUUUAUUUUAUUCAUUAAGAAUAUUUGUGAUGGGGGAAUAUUCCUCUAUCAUUUACAGCAACGCAUCAAGAUGAAGGAAUGUUCUCCUAUGUUGUUACCAAUACAUAUAAGUUUAUUUUAUUGAGAAUAUUUGUGAUGGGGGAAUAUUCCUCUAUCAUUCACAGCUACACAUCAAGAGGGAGGAAUGUUCUCCUAUGUUGUAACCAAUACAUAUAAGUUUAUUUAGUGAGAAUAUUUGUGAUGGGGGAAUAUUCCUCUAUCAUUCACAGCUACACAUCAAGAGGGAGGAAUGUUCCCCUAUGUUGUAACGGAUACAUAUUAGUUUAUUUAGUGAGAAUAUUUGUGAUGGGGGAAUAUUCCUCUAUCAUUCACAGCUACACAUCAAAAGGGAGGAAUGUUCCCCUAUGUUGUUACGGAUACAUAUAAGUUUAUUUAGUGAGAAUAUUUGUGAUGGGCGAAUAUUCCUCAUCAUUCACAGCUACACAUCAAGAGGAAGGAAUGUGCCCCUAUGUUGUUACGGAUACAUAUAAGUUUAUUUAGUGAGAAUAUUUGUGAUGGACGAAUAUUCCUCAUCAUUCACAGCUACACAUCAGGAUGGAGGAUUAUUCUAUUAUGUUGUUAUUAAAACCUAUGUGCUAACUCUGACAGUGGGAGUCUUUUUGAUGUUUGUUAUCAUGUAAUGAUGAAGGAAUAUUCCUCCAUGCAUACAGAUGGAGGAUUGUUCAUCUUUAAAGUAUUGACUUAUAUAUGCUAUGUUCUCAUAGCGUGAUAUAAAUAUAUGAUUCCUACCAUAAAUUGCAUUAAAACCCAGAAAAAGUACUCGUGGA